AUGGGUCCUUCAUCUACUUUCCACGGCACUGACCAGUCCCUCCCACCUUUGCAUCAGGCUAUUCCAGAGUUCCAUUCACACCCUUCACGAGAAAGACAUGCCUCAAAUGCUAUGCCACGGAGGAUGGUUGAACGGGGUUCUCCUACGUUUUCAGUACACAGAAGGGUUUCUCAAAGCCCUUCCAGCGCUGUGUCGGAUUCCUCAAGUAUGCCUGCUCUAUCAUCACCGAGCUUCCAUCAUCGCAGGGCGGCUUCAACAACAUGUUCAAUACCCAACAUGCCUCUGACAGGUCGGACAGUUUCGAGUGAUCCUAUCACCGAUUCUCGUUACGAUGGACCAAGUUAUACCUCGUCCUCCGGAGACCAGAGACGAAUCAGCAUGGUCUCGUCAACCUCGUCAAACUACGCAAACGAUAAUAGAGCGAGCCCAUUCUUGCCCCCCGUUGCAUCGUUAACAUCAUCACGUGGGUCAUCUUUCGAUGUAGACCCGUUAGAGAGGCCGCAGCUACCCGUAACAUUGCCAUCAUUGUUUGCGCAUACACAACAGCUCCCACAGAGUAACCAACAAUCCUACACAUCACCCGUAGACAGUGAGAUGCGAUAUCAAUCCCCCCAGGAGUAUCACCGAUACUCUACGUCUAGUACACCCCCAUACCAGAGCUCUUCUCCAGGCCAGUUAUAUUCUCCAUACUAUUCACACCCCACGUAUUCUCAGCCACCACGGAACCCAGGCUACUCAUCUACACAACCAAUGAUGAUGGAUAACCGAUCACCGUUUUCUACUGGUGGACAUUCUGUAGAUAUGACCAUGGAUCAUUUUGAUCAUGGCAGACCUGGAAAGCGAAGAAGAGGAAACUUGCCUAAGCAUGUCACCGAUUUGCUUCGGGGCUGGUUGAAUGACCAUUUACACCACCCAUACCCAACCGAAGACGAGAAACAGAUGUUGAUGGCUCAGACCGGCUUGAACAUAAACCAGGUAUCAAACUGGUUCAUCAAUGCUCGCCGACGAAGACUACCAAGCAUCACGGGAGGUCGGGUUGAUACCGACCAAAAACCAUCCCACUCAAUGGGAAACCCUGGCACCAGCCAGUAA
This is a messenger RNA of Morchella importuna, 1092 nucleotides long. RefSeq lists its product as uncharacterized. The transcript has 3 exons. Gene Ontology annotation, biological process: regulation of transcription by RNA polymerase II. Gene Ontology annotation, molecular function: RNA polymerase II cis-regulatory region sequence-specific DNA binding; DNA-binding transcription factor activity, RNA polymerase II-specific. Bases 1 to 1092 code for a protein of 363 amino acids. Lineage: Eukaryota; Fungi; Ascomycota; Pezizomycetes; Pezizales; Morchellaceae. The record is from RefSeq and is a predicted model, not a curated record.